AUGGGCACAGAUGCCGCAGAGGUCAUCGAGACCUUAGCGGCCACAUUCCUCUCCACGACAGCUGCGCGAUCCGACCCCCAGGAGUGCCACCUUCUCAAACUGCCGGCAGAACUACGACUCAGAAUCUACGACUACUACUUCCAAGAUGUGAAGCUCCCGGCGCUUGUGAUCGAGAACGACCCUCUGCUCGCUACCUGUCGCCUCAUCCGCCGCGAGGCUUCCGAGGCUAUGGGGAAGAACUCUACGAUGGCGGUCCUGUUGGCUGAUCCUGAUCAUUACGAUGACAAGCAGAUGAUGGCAAAGCACGUAGGCUGCGUCGACUGGUUUCCAUCCAGGGACAGAUUUCUUAUCCUUGUCAACACCUACCAAAAGCCCGGGAACUGGCGCGGUCUGCUUAGAGCAGUUCAACUUACGGAUUACAAACACUUGACUCUGGCACUAAACAUCAAGGCAUGGUAUGGCCCGACCUUAGCUGAAUUCGAUGCCCUUGUCGACGCUUUCAAGAAGAUCAGGACAAGAGCACGCAUCGAGGUCGCAAUGCAGAUUGUAUACAAGGAGGACGACGAAGAUCCAGUGAUGGCGUUUCGUCUGCGCGUCUUGGAGGGAUUCGUUGCCAAUCGCAAGAUUGACGAUCUAGUGCAACACCUUGGAGCAAGCAGAGUCCAAUUUGACGAAGAUCGCAUCAACAAGGAAAUUUUCGGGAAUGAUCAAGUUCGCAUGAUGUCUUGGUGA
Molecule: messenger RNA, 732 nt
Organism: Saxophila tyrrhenica
Lineage: Eukaryota; Fungi; Ascomycota; Dothideomycetes; Mycosphaerellales; Extremaceae
Exons: 2
Coding region: 1-732 (243 amino acids)
Source: RefSeq, a predicted model, not a curated record